AUGGAACGAACGCCUCUAUCAGCUGAUGAAUCUGACAAGUCAAUCGACUUGAAGGGUGAAGUGGACUUGGACCUGAAGGAUGAGUUAGCUAAAGAGCAAGAAAGAAGGAAGGUUCUUGAAGAUAAACUCGACAAUCUGAGGGAGGUUGUGAGUCUUGAAAAGGAGAAGGCAAGAGAUCUUCAAAGUCAGUUGGUUGAGAAUCAUAAAAAGAUCAGGAUGCUCAACACUGGAGCUGAGUCUCUGGACAAGAUUCUGUGUGCUGGACAACCUCCGAAGAAGAAUUGGGGUUUGGGAUAUUCAGGAGGAGUUCUGAUAGACCGUCCCACGACACAAGCUGGUCCAAUUCCAGGUUUUGUUUAUGGAGGAACAUCUGUGAGUGAACUGUCAAAGGAGUGUGCUGGAAAGUCAUCUGUGAGUGAACCUUCAAAGGAGUGUGCUGAAAAGCCCCAGGUUAUAGAAAAAUCUGUCACUCGAGAAUCAAAAGAAGAGACCAUGUGUCUGAAACAAGAGACAAAGGUCAAGCCAAUCAGUGGUGGGAGGAAGAAACGAGCAUGGCUUGGAGCCAGCGCCAGUGUUAUCCAGAACCAAAGCACUUUGGAAAGGUGUGGAUUGACAGACGAAGAAGCAAGAAGAGGAAUCAUACAACAAUCGGUUCGCGAGUAUAUAUGCUUACCAGGUAAAGAAGUCCCUGCAGAGUUCACUCACAAAGCCACAGGAAAAUCCAUAAACAUCCCUCUGGCUCCGGGUGGUGAAGGGACUUUCUCUGCUUCCUCAAGAUUUAAGGCUUGCCUUCUGCUUUUGCCAAUUAAGCGGCGUCGAUUUUUUGAAAUAGAUUGUAGACUAAGAAGCAAAGGAGAUGUUACAACCGAAUUUAGGAGAUCUGUACGGAUUUCAUAUGAUCUGCCUCCUCUAUCGGAACAUCUGUUUAUAUUUCGUGGUGGUGAAGUUGGUGUGGGUACGAGCGAGAUUACAUUUGAGUUCAGCUGCGCUAACAACGAUGACAAGAUCAUUGGGUGUGGUGUACAGAUCUUGACGGAAGAAGCUAGCAGCAGGGAAGUGGACUACUUUGAUACCGAGAGUAGCAGCAGGGGGGAAGUGGACUACUAUACCAAGACUAGAAGCACCGACAACGACUACUUUGCAAAUUUACUUCAGGUUUUAUUUAGUUCAAAGCAAAAUGUACAAGUGGACUGGCGUCAAAUACUCUCUUAA
Messenger RNA from Eutrema salsugineum, 1212 nucleotides. RefSeq lists its product as uncharacterized. Lineage: Eukaryota; Viridiplantae; Streptophyta; Magnoliopsida; Brassicales; Brassicaceae. The coding region runs from base 1 to 1212 and encodes 403 amino acids. The transcript is spliced from 3 exons. The record is from RefSeq and is a predicted model, not a curated record.